Messenger RNA from Megalops cyprinoides (Indo-Pacific tarpon), 1839 nucleotides. Its product is annotated as LIM/homeobox protein Lhx2-like. Gene Ontology annotation, biological process: neuron differentiation; regulation of transcription by RNA polymerase II. The transcript has 9 exons. Gene Ontology annotation, cellular component: nucleus. The coding region runs from base 16 to 1839 and encodes 607 amino acids. The record is from RefSeq and is a predicted model, not a curated record. Gene Ontology annotation, molecular function: DNA-binding transcription factor activity, RNA polymerase II-specific; RNA polymerase II transcription regulatory region sequence-specific DNA binding; orexigenic neuropeptide QRFP receptor binding. NCBI's taxonomy places the organism in Eukaryota, Metazoa, Chordata, Actinopteri, Elopiformes, Megalopidae.
GUUUGAUUUAUAAUCAUGCCCCACUGUCUUCUCAGAGACAGCGAGAACUUGGAUCCUAUGAUGUCAGUGGACAGCACCCUUGAGGAACUUCUGAAUGGCAGCUUCCAUGGCGAUGAGGUGCAGGGGGCGGAGCCCGUGGAUGAGGGGAGGAGCCCUGUCAAGAGAGAUGAAAACCCCAUUCCUGGUGUAAGAGGAAUCUUUUGUACCAACUUAAGCCAAAUAUUUGACCUGCCAGCCUACUACGAGACUUACAGAUUAACCAGCAUGGCCGAGCCCACCAUCAUGGACCGAACUCCGCGACCUGGGAUCGAAUCCGACCAUGCCACCAGCCGAGAGCAACCGGGACCCGCCCCGCGGAGGAUAGGCUGCAGCCGGCCCGGCCCGGCCCCACCAGCAACAGCGAACCCCGCCGACCGAUCGGGCGCCCGUGGUCCAUGCCCCAAAGCUGCGCACGAAAUGUCCUCCCCCGACCCACCUCCAUCCCCAGCCUCAUCGGCGGAGGCGGGACAGUGGGGCAUGGUUUGCGGCGGCUGCGGGGGGCGUGUCUGCGACCGCUUCGUCCUAUUGGCUGCGGGGCAGGCGUGGCACGGGGCGUGUCUCCGCUGCAGCCUAUGCCAGUGUGAGCUGCAGGCCCAUCCCUCCCUGUACUGCCGGGACGGCAAGAUCUACUGCCAGCGGGACUACUGCAGGUUGUUCAGUGUCGGCCGCUGUGCCCGCUGCACUCAGCCAAUCCCGUCGUCCGCCCUGGUCAUGAGGUCUGGAGCAUUGACCUUUCACCCCCACUGCUUCUCCUGCCAGGAGUGUGAUGUCACUUUGCUACCUGGAAACCUGUACUAUGUGCAGGGGCGGAGCUUGUACUGUCAGUCACAUUACCAAGCGGGUAACAGGACACACCCCUCCCAUCCUCGCCACCCCAGGCCCGCGGAGAGAGAGGAGGGGGAGGAGCCAGUCAGCAGCCCUGAGCCCCGAUUGGAGGAUAGGCAGACAGGGGGUGGGUCUCGAGGAAGGACCAAGCGAAUCAGGACGUGCUUCCGCAGCGAGCAGCUGAGAGCCAUGGAAUCUUACUUUGCACUGAAGCACAACCCAGACGGCAAGGACUGGAGCUGCCUCUCACAUCGGACGGGACUGCCAAAGAGGGUUCUGCAGGUGUGGUUUCAGAACGCCAGAGCCAAACUCAGGCGCUCCCUCCCAGCAGAGGAAUCACAGUGCAACUCCCCCGUUGCCCUGAAAGCCGAAGCCAUGGCAACCACCGCCGCCUCCAUAGCAACCUCCCAGCAAUCACAGGCCCUUCAGACCAGCACCAUCAACCACCUGGAGCUGUCCUUGCUAACAGCACCCCUAAGUGACACACCUCAAAGUCCCACCAGCCACUCUGCCGGGUAUAAAGAUGCUUAUGUCCAGGACUACAAUAACCAGCAUACACCUAGGCUCUCUCCCUUAAUGACCCUUGACCUUGGGGAUUUGGAACACCCUGACUGGGAGGCUGCCUUACUCCAGCUCCAGGCUUCGCUCGGCCUACCUGGAGCAGCUCCACUACCCUGGGUGCCAUCGCAAGAGCUGGGGCCUGGCAGUCAGGGCCACGACCUGGCAGUAGAGCUGGAGCCGGCGGACGGCUGGGGCUCGGAGGACGGAAGGAAGGGGCAGAGAGAGGGCUGGCCGAGAGUGCCGAUGGGUCACUUUCCAGAGCACCCUCUGGAGGCUCUGCACUACCUCGAGGGGGGAGAGGAAGAGGGAGAAGGGGGCGAGAAGAGGAACGAGGCGCUGACGUCCAUAGCCGGGGGCCUUCAGGCUUUCAACAGACAGAAAGGGGGAUUUGGGUUCCGUUUUGGGAAGAAAUGA